AUGCGCUCCGCCAGACCCUGCCGCAUCCUCCUCCUGCUGCUGCUGCUGCCGCCGCCGCCCGCCGCCGCCUACUUCGGCCUGACCGGGAAGGAAGCCCUGAGCCAUUUCCCAGCGCUGGGUGCGGCGGGGGGCCCGGGCAAGGGGCACCAGAAGCAGUGCGAGCUGCUGCAGCUGUCGCGCAAGCAGCGGCGGCUGUGCCGGCGGGAGCCGGGGCUGGCGGAGACGCUGCGCGACGCCGUGCGCCUGGGCAUCCUCGAGUGCCAGCUCCAGUUCCGCAGCGAGCGCUGGAACUGCAGCCUGGAGGGCCGGCCCAGCCUGCUCAAGAGAGGGUUCAAGGAGACGGCGUUCCUGUACGCCGUGUCGGCGGCGGCGCUGACGCACUCGCUGGCGCGCGCCUGCAGCGCGGGGCGCAUGGAGCGCUGCACCUGCGACGACUCCCCGGGGCUGGAGAACCGCAAGGCCUGGCAGUGGGGCGUCUGUGGGGACAACCUCAAGUACAGCACCAAGUUCCUGAAAAAGUUCCUGGGGCAGAAGAGGAUCGGCAAAGACCUGCGGGCCAAGGUGGACAUCCACAACACCAACGUGGGCAUCAAGGCGGUGAAGAACGGCCUCAAAACCACCUGCAAGUGCCACGGCGUGUCGGGGUCGUGCGCGGUGCGGACGUGCUGGAAGCAGCUCUCGCCUUUCCACGAGAUCGGGCGGCUCCUCAAGCUGCGCUACGACGACGCCGUCAAAGUUUUCAGCAGCAGCAACGAGGCGGUGGGGCACUCGGAGCUGGCGGGGCACAGACACGGCCCCCGGCAGCCCGCCCUGCCGCGCCCCACCGACCUGGUGUACGUGGAGGACUCGCCCAGCUUCUGCCGGCCCAGCAAGUACUCGCUGGGCACGGCGGGCAGGACCUGCUCCCGAGAGGGAAACUGCGCCAGCAUGUGCUGCGGCAGGGGCUACAACACCCAGAGCCGCCUGGUCACCUUGGCGUGCCACUGCCAGGUGCGCUGGUGCUGCUACGUGGAGUGCCAGCAGUGCGUGCAGGAGGAGGUGGUGUACAGCUGCAAGCAGUAG
This is a messenger RNA of Oenanthe melanoleuca, 1062 nucleotides long. It is a transcript of the gene WNT9B, whose product is annotated as Wnt family member 9B. Gene Ontology annotation, molecular function: frizzled binding; cytokine activity. Lineage: Eukaryota; Metazoa; Chordata; Aves; Passeriformes; Muscicapidae. Gene Ontology annotation, biological process: cell fate commitment; multicellular organism development; canonical Wnt signaling pathway. Gene Ontology annotation, cellular component: extracellular region. The record is from RefSeq and is a predicted model, not a curated record. The transcript has 4 exons. The coding region runs from base 1 to 1062 and encodes 353 amino acids.